CUCUCUCUCUCUCUCUCUCUCCUGUUUAUGCUUUAUGGAUCUCACCCUCAUAGCACCAUUUCUAUUUUGCUCAACCCUAAUAAUGAUAUAUCUCUUCAUCCUCAUCAAAAACCCAUCCCCUAAAAAAAUCUACAUGCUAGAUUUCGCAUGUUACAAGCCACCGAUGGCCCAAACCAUGACGAAAGAAGGCACGGUGGCCCGAGCCAGGUCGACCGACUGGUACAAAGAAGAGACGUUGGAGUUCAUGCAGAAGACGCUGGAAAGAUCAGGGCUCGGCGACUCCACCUUCUUCCCGGAGGCCUUUUUCAAGGAUCCACCGGACCCGACCCUGGAAGACGCGAGGAGGGAGAUGGAGAUGUCGAUUUUCGGGGCCGUGGACGAGCUUUUGGCAAAGACCCAAGUGAAGGGUAGGGAUAUCGGGAUUGUGGUGGUGAACUGUUGUAUUUUCAGCGUCGUGCCUUCUCUUUCUAGCAUGAUUGUGAAUCGGUAUCAGAUGAGGGAGGGUGUCAUUAGCUAUAAUCUGAGUGGAAUGGGUUGCACUGCUGGGCUUACUGCUAUUAACCUUGCCAAACAGUUGCUUCAGGUACAUCGCGAGUGCUAUGCUUUAGUAGUGAGUACGGAGAGCAUCACCCAAAAUUGCUAUGCGGGCAGCGACCGCUCCAAGGUCCUAAUCAAUUGCUUGUUUAGGCUCGGCGGGGCCGCCAUCCUCCUCUCCAAUCGGCCGUCCGAUCAGCAUUCAGCAAAGUACCAACUCGUUCACACCGUCCAUACCCACACCGCGGAAUUCGACAAAUCAUACGAUUGCAUCAGCUCGGGGGAAGACAAGGAGGGACACCUAGGGGUUACCGUCACCAGAGACCUGUUGGUCGCAGCGAUCGGAGCCAUACAAUCCAACAUAACCGCAUUGGCUCCCCUGGUCCUUCCCGUCUCCGAACAGCUCCGGUACGCCGUGUGCUACGUCGUAAGGCGUCUCCACGUGGCAAAUAUCGGGCCGUACGUUCCCGAUUUCAAGAAGUCUUUCCGUCACUUCUUGCCACAUGUUGGUGCGAAACCGGUACUGGACGAACUGCAGAGGAGCUUGAGGCUGACAGAGAGUGACAUGGAAGCUUCUAGAAUGACACUUUACAGAUUUGGGAAUACUUCUAGCAGUACAGUGUGGUACGAACUGGCCUAUGCUGAAGCCAAGGGGAGGGUGAAGAGGGGCGAUCGGGUGUGGCAGAUGGCCUUCGGGUCGGGGUUCAAGUGCUGUAGCGUCGUAUGGCGUGCAAUCAGGACCGUCGAUCGUGAUCAGGUGAUGAACGUGUGGAGCGAUGAGAUUGAUGGGUUUCCUGUGGACCUCAACAACAAUUCUCCAUUCACUUACUUCUUUGAAUCGUCCGAACGCACGAAAUCGAACUAGUUUUUUUUUUUUGUUACAUUUACCACACUUAAGUAUCACAUGAUUGUUGGGAACUUUCAAAUUUCUUCAAAAUAAUGUUGAUCGAAUAUCUGUAAACAAACUAUUAAAGCAUAUUUGUUUUCGAAUAAAUGAGUUUCAUUCAAUGUACGUCCAGCUUAUUUUUCAAGA
Rhododendron vialii is the source of this 1567-nucleotide messenger RNA. Its product is annotated as 3-ketoacyl-CoA synthase 2-like. Lineage: Eukaryota; Viridiplantae; Streptophyta; Magnoliopsida; Ericales; Ericaceae. The transcript has 2 exons. The record is from RefSeq and is a predicted model, not a curated record. Gene Ontology annotation, molecular function: acyltransferase activity, transferring groups other than amino-acyl groups. Gene Ontology annotation, biological process: fatty acid biosynthetic process. Bases 35 to 1399 code for a protein of 454 amino acids. Gene Ontology annotation, cellular component: membrane.